Molecule: messenger RNA, 751 nt
Organism: Drosophila guanche
Lineage: Eukaryota; Metazoa; Arthropoda; Insecta; Diptera; Drosophilidae
Gene: Coa8
Product: COA8 family protein CG14806, mitochondrial
Exons: 3
Coding region: 79-603 (174 amino acids)
Biological process (GO): intrinsic apoptotic signaling pathway
Cellular component (GO): mitochondrion
Source: RefSeq, a predicted model, not a curated record
GCAAUGGAAACAUAUUUUUACGAUGGUUUUGUACCUCUGCCGCCUGACACCUGACAUAACAUCUAUGUACAAAUCGAAAUGUACUUUAAAUACCAAACGAGAAUAUUGCUUACACAAUUGAAACUGCCACGAUGCUAUGCCACAAAGCAGACAACCCCUCCAAAAGAAAGACGUCCUGUGGGUUUGGCCCAUCCGCCAGAUCCGAAGACCGUCAGCUGCGACUACAUAGGUCCACCAGAUCCGCACUCAAACCUGCGUCCCUACGUGAGGCACUACGACGACAACGAAACUACUUUUUCUAAGAAAUUGCGACUGAUGCGUAUCGAAGUAGAGGCUUGGAACGCAAGUUUCUGGAGUAGGCACAACAAACGAUUCUAUGAGGAGAAAGAGGACUUUAUACGCCUGCACAAAGAGGCUGGCAACGACGACAUCUCAGCCGAUCGCAUGAGCGUGUUUUACAAGACUUUCCUGGACAAGAACAGGCGCAUCCACUUAAUGUACAACCUAUCGUGGUAUAUGAAAAACUUUGACAUGCUCACAUUGGCAUUUAUGGUGCAUGUCCAAAAUCUUCUAGAGCGUGCAAAGAAACGAACUGGAGAUUAAGUACUCAGAUAGGAGUAUAUUUGGUAGAUUUGUUUGGUUCAUUUGGCUGAUUUUGUUCUGUGCCUCUGUUAAACUGCGGUCUAGUAUGUGAAGACUUUUGCGUAUUUAAAGAGCCAAAUAAAACAUCUCGAGUGAUUUUAUAAUUGUU